CGGAAGGGCGGAGUCACGUGGGCGCUGCUUCCCCUCGCGCCUGCGCAGUCGCUGCCGCCGCGACCUCCCGCCGCCGGGCGCCAGCCGUGUCCCAUCCGUGUGUCCCUCCAUCCCUCACCAUGUUGGCCUGUGCAAAGUUCCUCUCUGCUCCUGUGCUCGUGAGGAGAAGCUCCCGGGUGCUGUACCAACCCCUCUCUGCCUCUGUGCUGAGCAGACCUGAGGCCUGGACAGAGCAGGCACAGCCAGGUGCCCACAGAGCCAUCCAGACGAGCUCAGCUCACCGGGACAUCGACACGGCCGCCAAGUUCAUCGGUGCUGGCGCAGCCACGGUGGGGGUGGCCGGGUCUGGCGCCGGCAUUGGCACCGUGUUUGGCAGCCUCAUCAUCGGCUAUGCCAGGAACCCUUCCCUUAAGCAGCAGCUCUUCUCCUAUGCCAUCCUGGGCUUUGCCCUCUCCGAGGCCAUGGGGCUCUUCUGCCUCAUGGUGGCCUUCCUCAUCCUCUUCGCCAUGUGAUGGAGCUGGAGGUGGUGACAGUGACGGUGACUGAGCCAUGAAUGGUGUCUGGGGGGCACAGGGGAGACCACUAACCUGGGCCCACAAUGGGCAGGAGGAGAAUAAAGACGGUUUGAUAACGGA
Molecule: messenger RNA, 635 nt
Organism: Colius striatus (speckled mousebird)
Lineage: Eukaryota; Metazoa; Chordata; Aves; Coliiformes; Coliidae
Gene: ATP5MC2
Product: ATP synthase membrane subunit c locus 2
Exons: 5
Coding region: 120-512 (130 amino acids)
Biological process (GO): proton transmembrane transport; proton motive force-driven ATP synthesis
Molecular function (GO): proton transmembrane transporter activity
Source: RefSeq, a predicted model, not a curated record